Messenger RNA from Tachysurus fulvidraco (yellow catfish), 2130 nucleotides. RefSeq names its product tenascin-N-like. The coding region runs from base 187 to 2130 and encodes 647 amino acids. The record is from RefSeq and is a predicted model, not a curated record. The transcript is spliced from 3 exons. Gene Ontology annotation, molecular function: protein binding. NCBI's taxonomy places the organism in Eukaryota, Metazoa, Chordata, Actinopteri, Siluriformes, Bagridae.
UAUGAUCUGUGGUUAUAGAUAUAUGUUUUGAUGAAUUACUUUUACUUGUAUGGUCUUUCUUUUUCAGUUAAUUCAUAAGAUUUGGGCAGCAAUACAGUAUCUGAACAAUACGAGGAUUUCAUUCUACUAAAUCUUUAUUUAAACCUCUACCCAAAGCAUUGACUUUUCCCCUGUUGUCCAGUCAUUAUGCUCAUCUUCCUUGCAUUCGUAUUCUUAUUAACUCCUUUUCCUACUCAUCAAGCCUCAGUAGGUGAGAGGAAAAAUUCCACUAAAACAGCACCUCAUACUAUCACAACACUAAAUAUCAAACAAAAACAGCCAGCCCUUUCUUCUGCCUCAAAAAUUAGUAAUGUCAGUCAGCCCGUGGUCUCUACAACAAUGCCUCCUGAGACUCCUAGUAUUAAGAAACCCUCCAAAAACAAGCCUCCCUCAAGCUCGCCCAUCAAAGUUGUUAUCACUGAAGGCUGCAUUCAGAAGGAGCCUCAAAAAGAUACAAUCAACAGCAGCAAAGCACAGGAAACAGAGCUGAGUCUGAAGCCAGGUUCUCCUCUGGUGAUGACACACCACAUCAACCUGGUACCGGGUUCUUGCACUGGAGGCUGUGAGACUGAGAUGUCUGCACUGAAGGACAGAGUAGAGAUACUGGAAAAGGAAAUGUCAGCUUUGAAGAAAAAGUGCACUGUUUGCUCUGGAGUACAGUGCCCAAGUAACUGCAACAAGAAUGGGGAGUGUGUCAACGGAAAAUGUGUGUGUCAUUCUGGUUUCACUGGCACUGCCUGCAGCAAAGGCACUGACAAGAAAAAUAAGUUGUCUUCUGAUAGUGACAAUAUCAAGCAAGAGUCAUCAUCCCAGGAACUAUCAAAGACAAACAAUACAAUAAUCAGUACAAACGACAAAGAAAAAAGGCAUCAAACAAGAGGUACAACAACGGUCAAAAAAAAUCCACCGAACAAAGACUUGCCUCCAAACCAUAAUGUGACUCAAAGCAAUGAUAAGAAAUCUAUGACUCAGAAGAUGAAGAAUGCAAAUGCAACAGAGGAGUUAAAAGGAGGAGAUAAGAAAAGAUAUCUAAAUGCAACUACAUCCACCAAGACAGACAAAGAGUCAACCAAGCAGAGUGUCACGCCUAAGAUAAAAGUGGAGAAGCAUCUAAAUGUAAAUAAUGCUACUGAAAAAGACAGGAAGAGCCAAAGCAAUGCCACACCUCUUGAAGAAAAAACAUUGGGAGAAGGAAAUUUUACUUCCAGUGAACAAGAGGUGAUGAGACAAAAAAAUGUUAAGUUCACACAGAGAAAUAAAGGUAAAACAGGACAUCAACAUGGAAACAUAACUGCUUCUACUGAAAAGGACCAUAAGCUACACCAGGGCAAUGCUACUAAUACUAAAGUUGAAUCACCUAGAAAGACAAAGAAAGACAGUCAUCUCAAUGGAACAAUGUCAUUGGAGAAGGACAAAACAUUACCACAGAACAAUGGGGCAAAAGUUGGAGUCAGAAAAAAGGUCGAUAACGUAAAUGAAAAAAAGUCCAAUGAGAAAGGCAAAAAGUUUCUACAAGGUGAUGAGAUGACAGUGACAAAAAUCCUAGCAGAAGAGGAAGAAAAUGUAAGUGCAACCACCACCACUGAAAAGGAUAAAAGUUUGCAAAAAGACGUAUCUAGCAAGAGCAAAGUAAACAGUGAUUCAAAAAACAUCACAAUUUCUAAAACUCAAGUCGAGAGGACAACAAAACCCACUGAUGUCGGACCAGUUGCGGUUCACAACAUAACUGCCACUGGGUUUGUUAUCACAUGGGAAGCUUCUCAAGGAGUAUUCAGGAAUUUCACAGUAACUAAAAAGGAGGUUUGGUCAGGAAGAAGCAGUGAGGAUGAUGCAGAGGAAGCUGAGAAAAGCCCAAACGAUGAUCUAAAAGCAGACAGGUUCAUUAGUUCAAACAAAACCUCAUCUAAUGUUUACACUGGAAAAUCAGAGAGAAAGAGUGCUGAGAAGUUCUCACAGAUUCUUGCUGGAAGUGCUCGCUCCUAUCAUUUCAAGAAUCUUCGACCACAGAGAAAGUAUUUGGUGUCCUUGUUCGGCUCCGGGCCUCACGUGCGCUCCAAAGUUCACAGUUUGUAUGUCUCUACAGGUAAAUAA